GAAAUUUUGAAGAUACAACCAAACCAAACUUUAAUCUCUUGUAUUCAUAGUUAGUCUAAGUUAGAUGCUUUGAAAGCAAAAUUCAUCCUCAAUUAUUUUUUUGUUGGCAUAUUGGUUAUCUAACAAUGAGUUUUUAAAUUAGGGGUGCAAAAAUGGUUAUCUAAUUUUUUCUUACUUCUCCCAAACCAGAGUCUUCUAAGCUUUCAUGUCUUGGUGACUUUGACAAGCUUUAUUCCUUGAAUCAUUAUCUUCUUUAUAUAGGUUAUGAAAAUUCUUCUCCAAAUUUUAUCCCAGAACAAUGGAGUUUUACUGUGAAUUUUAGUGUAGUAUUUUAGAGGUGCAACUUGCAGCAAAUUAUUGCCUGAGGCUGUUAGUGUUGCCAUUGUUAUGGUGUGCUAUGAAGUUGGUAGUAAAACCAUAAGAUUAAUGUUGUGACAGUUAUUUGACAUCUAAAUAUUAAUAGUUAACCCUGUGUUGACGUUAAAAAUGUGGUCCCUGUUCAGUCGAAGUGCUUCUGCAUCAUUCCAGUAUGAUAUUGGAGAUGCUGUGUGUCCAGGUGAAGGCAGAAGCAUUUUUACAUUGCACCAUGCAAAAAAGAAGGGUUGCGGCACAGCAUUCAGCGCAUUUGUCUGCCACGGCUCAGUGCACAACAACACGGAACUCGAGCUGGCAAGAUCUGCUGUGCAGCGGCUCAAGAGUCUCCGACAUCCUUGUAUUCUUCAUUAUGUUGAUAGUUUAGAAAGUGAUAAGGCCGUAUAUCUCAUCACCACUGCUGUCUCACCACUCAUCUCUUGGCUGCUGGACAGCAGAUUUGUUUCAGACCAGAAGGCCGAUGUACAGGCCUGGGGCAUUCAACAAAUUUUAAGGGCGGUAAGCUUUCUUAACAAUGACGGCAACCUGGAGCACUGCAACGUGAACAGCUCGAGUGUUUUUGUCACUCCUGGUGGGGAGUGGAAGCUGGGAGGCUUGGAGUUCUGCCGACCAGCCAAGGGUGAAGGAUCCGUGGAGCUUCCUCCCAACCGCCUCCCGGUGUCCUUGGCUGUGUAUGACGCUCCUGAGAAAGCCAACAGCGCUCUGUGGAAAGACAUGAAACCUUGGUCCACAGAUUCAUGGGGGCUUGGCUGCUUCAUGUGGGAGGUGUUCAAUGUGACUCCACUUGUUCAGAGCGGCGUCCUGCGCAACACAACCAAGUUUCCUUCGUCCGUGACGGGAGUUUACAAACAAUUGCUCAGCGAGUCUCCGGCCAGAAGACCUAAAGCCAGUCAAGUUAUUGAGCAGCUCUCAGGGCCAAGCUGCUUCCUUGACAACAAACUCAUCCACACGAUUGACUUCCUCGACAACAUCCACAUCAGACAGAGCUCCGAGAAACAGCUAUUUUUCACUCGACUACGAGAAGAUUUGGACAACAUCCCUCCGCCGAUCGUGAAGCACAAGAUUCUGCCAGCUGUAGUCACGGCACAGCAAUUCUCCAGUCUCGGCUCCAUGGUCUUGCCUUCGCUGCUAAAGAUGAGCGAGCUGUGCAGUGAGCCCGAGUACCAGUCGCAGGUACUACCGACGGUGGUACAGCUCUUCGCCAGCCCUGACCGCGCCACGAGACUGCAGCUCCUGCAGCAGAUGGAGACGCUGGCGCCCCACAUGGACGCCUCCACCAUCAACGACAAGGUCUUCCCUCAGCUCUGCACUGGUUUCCUUGAUGCUAACCCUUCCAUAAGGGAACAUACCAUCAAGUCAAUUCUUCAUCUGGCGCCGAAACUGAACCAACAGCUCCUCAACAUAGAAGUUAUGAAGCAUUUUGCUAGACUCCAAGCAAAGGAUGAGCAGGGCGGCAUCCGCACCAACUGCACGGUGUGCCUCGGUAAAAUCGCCCGUCAUUUGUCGCCCACGACGCGCGCCAAGUGCCUCGUGUCGGCCUUCACACGCGCCCUCAAGGACCCCUUCCCUCCAGCCCGCUCUGCAGGUGUCAUGGCGCUGGCCACAACACAGCACUUCUAUCCUGUCGAUCAAGUCGCCUACAGAAUUGUGCCGGCGUUGAGUUUGCUAACUCUGGACCCGGAGAAGAACGUUAGGGACGUCGUCUUCCGAGUCCUUAAAGGAUUCCUGUCGAACCUAGAGAAGCUCUCGGAGAACCCGGCCUUGAAGGAGGAGAUGGAGCGCGAGUGUGAGAGCGCGAGUGGGGCGGGAGGGUGGGCAGGGUGGGCCGUGGGGGCGCUAACAAGCAAGUUCUACAAGAGCAACAUCUCGGAGGACACAUCUGCUACUGCCAGCCUCAAGUCUGAUGGCAACGCCACCAAACCCAGGGCGGAGCCACUUCGGUCUGAGUCGCAGUCUUCGCUGCCUCGCGCCUCGUCUCCUGCUAGUCCUGGUGCUCACGCCAGCAGCACAGAGGGCGUCAGGGGCGCCGCCCCAGGGGCGCAGGUGUCGAGCAUCGAGUCGUUCAUGCAGGCCAGCGCAACGGAUGAUAACGGCAGCUGGUCGGACGGAGAGGAAUGGCAAGCUAUGGAGGACUUGCCUCCUCCAGCAGCUAAUUCCGGCUGGGAAAAUGAAUCCUGGGAUCCUUUGGAGGUCGCACCCGGUAGUGUCAAGAGACCGAGCCCGCCCACGUCCAACUCGAGCAGCAAUUGGUCCUCUUCGUCAUCAGCUUUAAGCGCCAGUAAAGACGAAAGAGCAGCUUUAAGAGAACAAAGAAAAGACGACCGGCUGAAGCAAAUAGAGGCCAAACGAACAAGUAAAGGAGGGCCAUUGAAACUCGGUACCAAGAAGCCGUGAUGAACGUUGCUGCUUCGGCCACGCUACUUUAUUGCAGUUGCGACUUCAUGACCUACGAAUUAUCGCCGUGUUGCUGUAACAACACGGGGCGUGUUCUCUAUUCAUCUAAUUUUGAUCUACAAUUCUGAACUAUGCUUGCCAUGUUUAUCAUAAUAUCUUGAUGAAAUAUUCAAUUCCGCGAUCAGAAUAUACAUGUGCUGCAUUGUGGGCAUUGCGAAUCUUCCUUACACUUACUCUUUUGAAUCCAUAUCUUUGGAACACAUCCGUAACCUUUAUUAUAUCUGUAUUAACCGCCAAUGGAAAUGUUAAAUUAAAAAGCUGAAGAAAAAUUCAAUAUCGUAGUUGUCGAAUGACUAACCAAUUCUAGUUUUAUAACUAUGUUAUUUAGCUUUGUAAGCUGAUUUAAUAUUUUUCUAUACUUUCAAAUAUUUAUUUUUGCUUAGAAUGUGAAGCAGGCGGCAACGCGAUGAGUGACGAUGCUUCUUUCAAUCUUUAUUUACUUGAGCUUAUACAAUUGUUAAAUUUUUCGUCUUCUGAAAAAAUGUACAUAUUGAAAGGUGCAUAAAGCAACAUCAAUGUUAUUAGAAAAAAAUUAUUCAUUCCGUUUGAUAGGCCGUGACAAUUAUUACCUACUUAUUUACAAGCUGACUGUUUUGGUAUUUAGUAUCGACUUCUUGAUCUUUGGAAAUUUCAAUUAGAGAUGGUACUGUCAUCUUCUCAUCACGAUGACAUUGACUGCAAACGACUCAUUCAGAAACAAUCAAUCGGUGGAAUUUCUUGCUACAUGACGAAAACUUUCGCUUUCAUUCCGCUUCCACGAAGCCAUUUAUAAUAUCGAGAAUUCUUUAUUUGUAGCAAAGUUGAUGUAGCUGACUCCGAGUAUGAUUGAGUUUAGUCCGAGCCUAGUUGUUUCCUCGGUUGUCAUCUUUGCAACUAGUGCUGCUUUGCUUCAAGCCACAUCUCUUUCGCAGCUCAAGCAACAUUGUUUACAUUUUUGGGAAAAUGAAAAGCUUUUGCAUGGAUAUAUUUCGCCAAUUUAACUUUUAAUCGCGUUUUGAAUAUCUAUUGCAAAUGUCAUUAAUAAAAUUAGUAUUGUUGAAAGGUAAUUCAUAGGAAAUAAAAUUUCUGCCCCGUGGCAAAACAUUGUCGAAGGAGCACUCUAUACACUACGAUCUUUGUGAGUAAAAGCAACAUUUG
Messenger RNA from Hyalella azteca, 3963 nucleotides. RefSeq names its product N-terminal kinase-like protein (gene yata). NCBI's taxonomy places the organism in Eukaryota, Metazoa, Arthropoda, Malacostraca, Amphipoda, Hyalellidae. Bases 487 to 2766 code for a protein of 759 amino acids. Gene Ontology annotation, molecular function: protein kinase activity; ATP binding. The record is from RefSeq and is a predicted model, not a curated record. The transcript has 16 exons. Gene Ontology annotation, biological process: protein phosphorylation.